AUGACACCGACACAUGGUGACCCUGGCCGUUCAAUCGAGCAAAUCGAUUGGACUAGCAUUGACCCUGCAUAUGAUCCGCUUCAAUCUCACGGUCUGUUAGAUUUCAGAGCUGACAGUGACAUGAGGUUUGACGAUGUCGCCAUGGGCCUCGGAGAUUUACCGUGCAGCCCUUCAUUCUAUUAUAAUGGAAUCUUGUUAGAACCCAAGUCUUCUGUCGUUGUUCCCUCGCAGCCUCAGAAACUUGACUCUGAUGGUCGACCUCUUGCACUUGGCCAUGCAGCCUAUAAGGAAUCUGCAUUGGGCAUGUGGGAGCCUACUCAACGGGAUCAUAUCAACUCGAAUACCAAGGCUCUCUCCGUCCUUGGGGAGAGCCCACAUGAUCCCAUGAUCUUGUCAGGUCUUGAUGAGAACCCCUCUCAACAAUUCAGCCCACUUCAUAGCAGCCUCAGAGACCAGAUGCUGCUGCUGACGCUGAAUGCUUGCAAACCCGAGAGCAAGCUCGCCAUAAUCCGAGCAUUUCCCACCCCCGAGAUAUUAUCCAAGCUCAUCCAGAGCUUCUUCACUCAUCAUCGGAGCCAACCUGACUCUUUCAUUCAUGGUCCCUCGUUUGAACCCAAUGAGCAAGGGCCUGAGUUUAUCUUGGCUCUCGCCAACAUUGCAACCACAUUCGCCGACUCCAAGGUCCUGCAUUCACUAGGAUUCUCUCUCCAUGAGGUAGUGCGCGUAUCGCUGCCCAAGAUGUUUGAGCAAGCCAACUCAUUGACGAGAGCUCUGGACGCUUUACAGGCUUUUGUCCUUGACAUUGAGAUGGGGCUAUGGAGCGGUCUUAAGAGGAAGAUGGAGAUUGCAGAGAGCCAGCGCCAGAUGCCAUACACGAUGCUACGACGAGGUGGUAAAUUUGGCAGAGCUGAUCAAUCCGCUUCUCCUCCGCUGCCAGAGGAUGUGGGUGAUGUUUUGCAAAAGAAGUGGCUAGCUUGGAUUGAACAAGAGAGCUCUAACCGACUAGUAUACCAUACAUUCAUCAUGGACACCCAAGUCAGUAUCGGCAUGUCAACCCAGCCGUUGUUAUCCUUUUCCGAGUUCAAGACGCCAAUGCCUGAGUCAAGAGAUUUGUGGCUUGCCCCGAAUGCGGAAGCGUGGAAGGCCCAGUACCUGAGAAAAGAACGUGACGAAAACAGGCUGAGCCUGCUGUUAUAUCUUCGAGAGUCUGCCGAGAUUGACGACACGUAUGACAUCUCCUUCUGUCGGUUGAUCAUACUCUGUGGGAUCUGGGGUAUGAUUUGGCAAGGCCUCCAGACGGAGGCCGUGCUGGGCAAGCCAAAACACUCUGAUGCAGCAUCCAAGCUUCGGCACCAAGAGAUAUUGCAGACUCUCAAAUGCUUUGUCUUGAACAUGCCGGAAGAGGAAACACCCUCCCAUGAUGCGUCAUCUACACUACUAUACGAGCUGGUCCAGAUGCACCUGCACAUGCCAUUUGAGGAGGUCGAACUCUUCGCAGGCAAGGGAGACCAGAAUGAUGCACGCCACGCACUACCCUUACUCUCGGACUGGGCUAGCAGCGAGGAGGCGAGGAAGGCCAUCUGGCAUGCUGGCCAGGUCCUGCGAGCGGCAGAGCAAUUCGCACCAGCCCAGCUUCGAGGAUUCUAUACUAUUGCCCUAUACCAAGCCAACCUUGCCCUCUGGGCUUACGCGGUAGUCUCUCAAGUCAAUGGUCUUGACAGGGAGCAAUCGUUACAGCCAACAGGCGCAGCUGUCUGUCUGAAUGGGCCUGACUCGCCGACCAUACAGAGGUUUAUUAGUCGCGGGAAACCAGCCAUGGCUUCAAUCAGACCGCAUUCUUCGCAAAGCGAUGACGUGUGUAUCUCACUGAUGGACCAAGAAGCGGUUGUUGACAAUGUUGUUGGGAUUUUGGGGGCCAACUUUGCACACUGCGAGGCUCUUCCGCCUCUGGUCGAGAAUCUUCAACAGCUGCUCGGCAAUCUCGGCCGGGCCGCGACAAGCAUCCGAGACUACCGCGCAGCUUGA
Fusarium keratoplasticum is the source of this 2025-nucleotide messenger RNA. RefSeq lists its product as uncharacterized. NCBI's taxonomy places the organism in Eukaryota, Fungi, Ascomycota, Sordariomycetes, Hypocreales, Nectriaceae. The record is from RefSeq and is a predicted model, not a curated record. The transcript has 2 exons. Gene Ontology annotation, molecular function: zinc ion binding; DNA binding. Gene Ontology annotation, biological process: DNA-templated transcription. The coding region runs from base 1 to 2025 and encodes 674 amino acids.